Messenger RNA from Paramecium tetraurelia, 1209 nucleotides. RefSeq lists its product as uncharacterized. The record is from RefSeq and is a predicted model, not a curated record. NCBI's taxonomy places the organism in Eukaryota, Ciliophora, Oligohymenophorea, Peniculida, Parameciidae. Gene Ontology annotation, cellular component: cytoplasm. The transcript is spliced from 4 exons. Gene Ontology annotation, molecular function: actin binding; protein tyrosine/serine/threonine phosphatase activity. Gene Ontology annotation, biological process: negative regulation of actin filament polymerization; actin cytoskeleton organization; protein dephosphorylation.
AUGUAAAUUAAUUUUUGCACUCCUCAGUUCUUUUUUAAUAUUUCUCAAAAGUUCCCAUUCAUUGUGUAUGAUUUUAGAGAAUAUUAAAACGGUUCCCUAAAAAAUAGCAUUCAUAUAACCAAUUUGGAUAGGAUCGAAACAGUUGCAGAUGUUUAAAAACAUUUUCAAUAUCCAGAAUAAAUUUCAGAACAUCAGAAACUCGAAAAAUUAUUUAACAACAGAAAGAGGAAUUAUAAUUUUUUUGUUCCCUUCGAUACAUCAGACAUGUUCAGUUUGAUAUUUAAACAUAAAGUGAAAAGUGAAGGAUCACAAGCUUGUGAUUAAUUCUAAAUUCCUACAAAAGAAGUUAUUCAGUUAUGGGAGGAGAUUUCCAAAAUAACCCAGAAGAACAAUACGCAUCAACGGAAAAAUAGAGCUUAAACAAUGAUCCUAUAAUCAGUUGACGAUGAAAUUGUUGAAGACCCUUAGCAAUAAAAUUUAUUUUAAUCAGGAAUCAAAUAAACUAUUAUAUCAAGUCGAAGACUUCUUGAAUUCCAUGAAACGACAAUAUCAAGCGGCCCGAAGAUUAAGUUCAGAUCAGCUAGCCAACCAUAAAGGAUGGACUACGGAGAUGAUUGCUUCUAUACAAAUUCAUAGAUAUUUGAAUUAACGUUAAAGGCUUAUCAAGUAUUCUAGAAGGAGAAGAUUAGCCAAAUCUUCAUUCUUUUGGAUCCUAUUCAAAUUACUUUUACUAAUUACCCUUUUUUGAAUUAUAGUGUAGUAAGAAAUAGAGGUUUCUUGGAUAAGACAUUUCCUAAUGAAAUAAUUGAGAAGAAAUUGUACUUGGGUAGUGGUGAGCAUGCUAAAGACACUGAAAUGCUCAUAGACAUCUUAGGCAUAACUCAUGUUGUAAAUGCCACUGUUGAAAUAUAAAAUUACAGUAACUAAUGUAUAACAUAUCAUUUUGAUAAUAUAGAAAUAUAUGAUGAGCCCCAUGUUUGUAUCAAACAAUAUUUUGAUUAAGUAUUCUAAUUCAUAGAGGAUGCAUUUUAGGAGAAUGGGAAGGUCCUGAUACAUUGUGCUUAAGGGAAAUCAAGAUCUGCAUGUUUUACUGUGAUGUAUUUGAUGAGAAAGAAUGAUUGGCCUUUUGAAUAAGCAUAUGAUUUUGUAAGGGAAUGCAGAGAAAUUGUUUGCAUUAAUGAUGGUUUUAUUAAUUAAUUGAUUGAUUGA